UCGCCACACCCACUGGCAGCUUCUGUCCGCGUGGGCUCUGACAUGCCGCAAAGAGGAUCUGUGGGUUUUCAACGUUUUUUAAAAAUAAUUUUAUAAACAUUUGUUUUAUUUUGACCGACGGUUUCCAUCGAUUUUAUUGGCCACAGAGUUUAGAAAAAAGGUUCCGCGAAGAUGUUGCAGGCUUGUUCUCCACCGCACGACUGGCUCUGCGACUCCGAGCCACUGCUGUUUGAUGACGAGUUUUGCCUGAGUCUCAUGAAGGACUUGCAGUCCAUCCCCACGCCGCCUCAGUCCCCUCCGAUGAAAGCCGGGCUUGCAAAGAAUUUAUCCACGGUGGAUCAGCUGGAGUUAGUAUCUGAACUUUUAAUAGAAGACAGCGACUUUCUCCAACUGGACUGGAACUUUACCGGCAGCGCUUCAGCAGCGGAUUCGGAUCCACUCUCGGAAGACUGCCUGUGGCAAAGCGACAAACCGAACGAGGAUAAACUCUCCGCGGUGCUCUCCACAAGUCCCUUGCUCUCCGAUAUUGACACUGAGAUUUUUGCCGAAAUCGUCGGCUCUACGCUGGACUGCCACAGUGUGGCGCUAGCUUGUCAGGCUCUGGAGAGCGAGGAUUUACCGCUGGACAGCCAGGAGCAGAUCGAGUCCACGUCUGAUUAUGGCUCACUGUCCACUGAAGGAGAAUCAUCCACAAGCGAUUCUGAGGAGGAGAUUGACGUUGUGACUGUCCGGCGGUCGAACACGCAAACGCGUUCGCAGCACCAGCAGCAGCUGGAGGACAGUCGGCGCGAGCAGCAGCGUGCUUUGAAGCGCUGUCACUUUGAAAUCCAACAACAGCACAACUACGCCGCCCCAAGGCCCGCCUCUCCUCCGCCCCCUCCCUCGCCUCUCAAACGCUCCCGAGGGUCCGGAGACUCCCACCGAAGCGCUCAGAGUACGGGACGCUCUCGCAGUCUGGCCUCCCGACAGGGGGUGGACACUGAGGAUGAGGAAGAGAGACGGAGGACUCACAACGUGAUGGAGAGACAAAGGCGCAACGAGUUAAAGAACUGCUUCCUUAGGCUACGGGACAACGUCCCUGAACUGUCCAAUAACGACAAGGCAUCCAAGGUGGUGAUUUUAAAGCGGGCUAAAGAAAGCAUCAGAAAUCUGGAAGCAGACAACCAGAGACUAAAGCAGAAGAGAGAGAAACUUCGAGAACGACAAGAACGUCUGAAAGCCAGACUGGAGCAACUCAAGAGGUUGUGAGGGUCUGGGACUGAACAAUGCCAGUUUUGGUCACUAGGUAGUGGUCUGGGACCCUGCUGGUUUGAGGACCGUAAUGCUUGUGACUGACUGUAAAGACUAUGAUGUUUGAGAAGAUUUUCCCCAACCUUUAAGUUCCGUUUGGAAACAUGCAUGGUCAAUGCAAGAAACGUUCUCAGUGUUAUGACUUUAGAUUGUGUUAAAGUCAUUUAGUUCUUGAGUCUUAAUAUGAAACCGUUUUGUUUGCUGUAUAUUUGAUGAAUAAUCAGUUAAACGCAUAGUUAGCCUUAAAAGAAACACCCUAGCUGAUCCUCACACAUUCUACCUUUUUGUUCUUGGCAUAAACUUCUUGUUAUAUUUUGGGCUGGAUCCAAAGGAUGUAAAAAAAAAAAAAAGAGUUGAAUGUAAUUUGAGAUGAUUACGUUUUUAUAGACUAAUGUUUGCAUUUGUUGAUGUUCAGACUGGAAAGAUAAACUAUAUUGGAUUCAUGUUCAUGCAUAGCUCGUAUUGUUGAGGUCUGGAGUUAUGGAGCGUAUUCAUAUUUGAAUCACACGCUGUUUUGACUCCACGUGUCUUUACUUUGUCAGUUUUUGUAUGUUCCCUCCCAUUUCUCUGUUUAUCUACCUCUACCAGGAAGAAGCCGUCUAUUUUAUUGCCUUCAUAAUGGCAACUGUAUAGGUUUUUCUUCACUUUUUUUAUAAUGUAAAUACCACCUGUUAAUUAUGUAUUAUAAAUUAUUUAGGCUUUUUUUGGUUCCUUUGUAGGUUUUUUUUUUUU
Molecule: messenger RNA, 2022 nt
Organism: Carassius carassius (crucian carp)
Lineage: Eukaryota; Metazoa; Chordata; Actinopteri; Cypriniformes; Cyprinidae
Product: transcriptional regulator Myc-2-like
Exons: 3
Coding region: 172-1248 (358 amino acids)
Biological process (GO): positive regulation of cell population proliferation; regulation of transcription by RNA polymerase II
Molecular function (GO): RNA polymerase II cis-regulatory region sequence-specific DNA binding; protein dimerization activity; DNA-binding transcription factor activity, RNA polymerase II-specific
Source: RefSeq, a predicted model, not a curated record